Messenger RNA from Lachancea dasiensis, 819 nucleotides. The record is from the annotation of a GenBank genome assembly. NCBI's taxonomy places the organism in Eukaryota, Fungi, Ascomycota, Saccharomycetes, Saccharomycetales, Saccharomycetaceae.
AUGUCCACCAACAGAGAGCAAGUCUUUCCCACGCGUAUGACGCUGGGAAUGAUGAAAUCCAAGCUUAAAGGUGCUAACCAAGGCCAUUCGCUUUUGAAACGUAAAUCGGAAGCUCUUACAAAGAGGUUCCGUGACAUUACGAAGCGCAUCGACGAUGCCAAGCAAAAAAUGGGGCGCGUCAUGCAAACGGCGGCUUUUUCGUUGGCUGAAGUCAGCUAUGCCACAGGGGAAAACAUCGGAUAUCAGGUACAAGAAAACGUCUCCAACGCCAGGUUCAAGGUUAGAGCUCGCCAGGAGAAUGUGAGUGGUGUGUACCUGCCUCAGUUCGAGAGCUUCAUCGAUUCUGAGAUCAACGAUUUCAAAUUGACCGGUUUAGGGCGUGGUGGUCAGCAGGUGCAAAGGGCCAAGGAGAUCUACUCCAAGGCUGUCGAAACCUUGGUGGAGCUCGCAUCUUUGCAGACCGCGUUUGUGAUUCUGGACGAGGUUAUCAAGGUCACCAAUAGAAGAGUGAAUGCCAUCGAGCAUGUUAUCAUCCCUCGUACAGAGAACACCAUCGCCUACAUCAACAGUGAACUCGACGAAUUAGACAGAGAGGAGUUUUAUAGAUUGAAGAAAGUCCAAGAGAAGAAACAACAACAGACGGCGGAGCUCGACGCCCAAAUGAAACGGCAGAAGGAGAUUGAUGCCAACGCUAAGGCAGAAGAGGCUACGCUACCAGCAAAAUCGUCCAACGAAGGUAGUUCCGCCGCUAAAACUACCGAGGAAGCUCACGAAGCACCUGAUGUCCUUGCUGAGCAAGAAGACGAUGUGAUUUUUUGA